CUUUUUUCCUUUUUAACAAAUUUCAAUUAAAAAAAAGAGUUCCGAAUGAAGGUACUUAAUGUUUUAAUGGAACGCCAAAACGUCAAAACUAUUGGGAAGAAUUGAAAAGAAGCAAACUGCUUUCGUUACAAUAUUUUACAAUAUUUCGUUUACAUAUUUACAAUAUUUCGUUACAAUAUUACAAUUGUUUUUUGAGAGAAUACUUUUUAAUUAAAAAGUAUUUUACUUGUUUAAAGGUUUUACUAAUUUUAACGUUAAAAAAAAAAAAAAAAUGAACGAAACGGAACAUUGCAAAGUGUUAAUAUCACCAAGUUUUUCUACAGCUGAAAAAUUGAUUUUUUUAAUUAUAAAUUUAUUUACUGCAUUUGUAGCAAUAUUCGGAAACUGUUUGGUAAUUACUGUGGUAUUUUUAAAUUCAAAACUUCAAACUAGAUCCGUCUGCUUUUUGGUGUUUUUAUCAGUAACAGAUUUAAUCACUGGCGCGUUAGUUCAGCCACUAUCGAUGGCCAUAAUUUUGCGUAAAUGGGACAAUAAAACUAACUGUUAUUUAUCAAUGUUUUUAGCUUUUAUUGCAACUAUUAUGUGUGGAUCAUCGGCAAGCAUGUUGACGCUAAUAAGUUAUGAUAGAUAUAUGCAUUUAUCAAAAUUAAACAAUUAUUCCGUUCAUAUGACUUCCUUUAAAAUAAAGAUUUUAUUAAUUGCAGUUUCGAUGUACCCAGCGUUAACCGGAAUAUUUAUGUUUACAAUACUAAGUUCAGUUUUUUAUUAUUUAGUAAUUAUCGAGUCAUUAUUGCUAAUGAUAAUUAUGUGUUUUUGUUACUACAAGUCAUGGAAAAUCGUCAAGAGUCAAGCUUUAAAAAGAACUCGAAGCAAAGAAAACAAAAGGCUUGUUGAUCGACAUUGGAAAGUGGCAAAAUCAAUGGUGAUUCUCAUAACAUUCUAUUUUCUUGCUUGGACACCUUUGACGGUAUUCACAGCGUUUGACGAAAUUAGGAAACUUUUUAAAUAUAACUUAGGUAUACAUGAUCACAAUAAGUUAUGCAUCCUUUACUUUUGUUUACUAUGUGGAUUUGCAAAUGCUGCUGUAAAUCCUUUUAUUUAUUUUCAAAGAAAUAGCAAGCUAAGAAAAGCUAUGGCAACUUUGUUAAACCAAAUCUUAUGCUCCGCAUGUCGAGUAGCUGAAAUUGAAUUACUUAAUGAAAAUGACAACCUAAACGCCACAAAUACCGGAAAAAAUCUAAACAAGAACGGUUUUUGCGAUAACGUUUUUUUGAAUAAAAUAGUGGUAAAAAAAGAAACAAAUUCGCAACUUGAUUUAAAAGACUAAAAAAAAAUUUAUUUACAAAAAUUUCGUUUACAAAAAAAUGUUUGUUUACAAAUAAUUUUGUACAAUUUAAAUCAUCAUCGAUCAUAAUUGAUUACCAUCGAUCAUCAUCGAUCAUCAUCAAUCACUAUCGAUCAUUAUCGGUCACCAUCGAUCAUUAUCGAUCACCAUCGAUCACCAUCGAUUAUUUGAGAAUAAUUUUAAAAACUUUAAACAGCAAUAAAAUCUUGCUAUCGCAACUAAAUAACACUAAAAAAGCGUAACUUUUAAAAUUUAGUAUUUUCUUCAUGAAUAUCCAGAACGUUAUAGGCAAAGAUAAAGCAAUUUUCAAUAUUUAAGAGAUCAUAACAAUAAAUUUUUAUGCUUUUUUUUUCUGAGUUACUUAAUAUUUGUUAUACCUUGUAAAAUUUAGAUUAAAACUACAAUCCACUACUUCAAGUUAAUCCAAAGAAUGUUCCUGAAUACAUAAAUAAUCAAAGGUUAUAAAUAUACAAUUGUUAAUACAAUUUAAAAAUUUUUCUAAAUGCAGUAUUAUUAGUAGUAGAUAGCAAGUAGUCAAAAGUAUACGGCCACCAUCUUACUCCAGGAAAUGUAACCAACGAGCUGUCGUUUAUGUACUUUUUUUUGUACCUAAUAAAAAUCGUAACUAUUACAGAGUUUG
Messenger RNA from Hydra vulgaris (swiftwater hydra), 1985 nucleotides. The record is from RefSeq and is a predicted model, not a curated record. NCBI's taxonomy places the organism in Eukaryota, Metazoa, Cnidaria, Hydrozoa, Anthoathecata, Hydridae.